CGUGACUUAACCGCCAUGGGGUCCACUUUGUUGGUCUGCCUGCAAGGCUGGAGCCGUGGACGAACCCACACUGGCAAGGGUCAAACGGACACCGGCGUGAGUGCGAGCACGGCACCCACUUGAUGCAGUGCAGGAAUCCACCCAUCACUGUAGCAUGUAUAUCUGGGGUCUCACUUUGUCGCAAAUCGCAAAUCAGUCAGUCCCUUUGGGCUCUCACUCUCAUCAAAAACGCAUCACACCACACCACACCACACGACACCAACAACAAAAGCUCCCUAGAUGGAGUCAGCCUUACACUCACACACAUACAUAGUCACCCGUCGGCGACAAUUCAACAAGACACCCACUCGUCCACACGUCUUCAAUGGGCUAUCCACAGCUUCACCAGCAGAACUCCAACAAUGGCACCGCAAAAACUGGAUGCCUGAAUGACCACCCCACCAAUUGUUCCCAGGUCACGAGGCGUCACCUUCCGAUGAUGACGUGCUGGCGCCUCCCGCCGCAUGACGGCUGCAGUGGUGGUGGUGGUGGUAGUGGUGGAUGUCGCCACAGGCUCUUCCACAGCAGCAGGAAGAGUCUCACCCUUGUCAGCCGUCCCCCCCUCCCCAUCUUUGCCGUCCACCUGUCCCCGGAAGCGCAUUGUCGACCCAUCCUGGCGAAACGUGCCGUACCGGUCAUUCGCUGCAGUGCUGUCCUUGUCAGCUGCAGACGGCCGGUCCUGUUGGGUGGCGGGGGCGGCAUCGGCGUCUUGCUGGCUGUCAAGCGAGGCCUGUAGGUGCCGCCACACGUGUGUCUUGAGGAAGGAAGCCAGGCACUUGAGGGCGACUUGAGCCGACAUCAUCACCCACGCCCCGUUGACCACAAGGCCGAACAGGGGUUUGGGGUAGACCAGGCUGCUCGAUAGGGCAUAGCAGGCCACCAGCACGUACACACACCAGACGAGAGGGAAGAGCAUGCCUCCUUGAGCAGAAGUGGCGCACUCGCCCGUCGCCUCGCAGUCGGCAGCCGUUAGCGGCUCCCCCUCCAGCCGCCGUGCAGAUGCGCUGGCGCGCCCCCCGCCCCUCAGGCGAGCCACAAUGGAGGCAAUCCACCAUCUGCUGCCCACACUGGUGUCGGUGGAUGGUGUGACGGCUGUGGUCGACAGAGACUGAGAAGAGGGCGGCGCGGCGUCUUCGUCAGCAAGUUGCUGCUUGACAGGCUGUGUGGGGGGCCUUCCGACGGUGGUGCAUCGAUUGAGGAGGGCUGAGAGGGGCGAGAGGAAGAUCGACACGAUGCCUGCGUAGUAGAGGGCCGUGUUGCCGUUGUUGUAAGCCGCAAAGGCAAACGAACUCAGAGCGGGAAACACCCUGAGAGAGAGGAGAAGAAAAGAUACGCACAGGUAGAGAGAGAGAGAGAGAGAGAGAGAAACAUGCAUGAUUGAAACAAACGCCUGGUUGUCGUCCCUCCCCACUCACUCACCCGUUGCCAAGUGCGUUCAAUAUGGCCAUCAAGCCAAACGACGGCCAGAAGCGAAGAAUCACCUCAAACGGGAAAGCACCACCACCGCUCGCCACACCACUGUCCCCUUCGCCCCCAGCAGCAGCACCGGCAGCGCCAGCAGCCUCACUCUCCUCGUUUGUCGCAGUCACCUCGCCCCUUCCCCCUUGCAACACAUCCAGCAGCCGAUCGCCCUCUUUCUCCUCCUUCUGCUGACCCCCGCCAUUGGUGGUCACGAUGUGAAAGCUGGCCGUCAGCGAGUCGGCGUCCCUCCACACGGGUGUGCUGGAGUCGCUCUCAGCGAUGCCCGAUGGGGAGCGGGCAAGUGCUGGUGACGGGUGUAUGGCUGCUGUAGUGCCCAUCUUGGCUUUGCGCGACCUCAGGAUGUAGAUGUAGGCGAUGAGGGAGAUGCUCAUGACACACGCCAAGGCCACCAGGAAGAGCUCGAAGGACAGGCGCAGGUGCGACUUGUGGGCGGCGGGAGGGCCUGAUGUGAUUGAUGGGUCAAAACAUGGGGACACGCGGAUUCCAUGUCAGCGCGCUGAUGUACACUACACACGGGCUCACGCCCGCUUCCUUACCUUGUAGAAGGGCGAGUAUGCUUGCUGUCGAUCCGCUGGCUGCCUCGCCCGCCGAGAAGGCGAUGAGAUACGCCGGCAGGUACUGCAGCACAAACGGCCAGUACACUAUUGACGUGGCGCAGUCACCAGCACCUACACACACACACACACAUCCAUCUGGGUGAGCUCAAGCAGCCAAUCCCACGUGCUGUCCCCUGCAGCUCACUCACUCACCGAUGAGUAGCACCACCAGCAGCAGCACAACACUGACUCGGUUUUCCUUAUCAUGGCCAUGCGGCGCUGACAUCUUGACCAGCUGGAGCCUGCUGCUGCUCCCAGGGCCUCCUCCUAUGACGAGUUGCCACUGCCAACCCACACUGCACACAACACAGGGGGGGCGCCACAGAUGAUGAGCACACACAUGGCAUGGCAUGGCAGCCCAGCCACAAUGAGAAGAGCAUGAGAGCAUGUUGGUGACACACACACCUGCCAAAGAGGAGCAGCAAGAUGCCCAUGACGAGGAGGGAGAUGAUGAUAGUGGACUCAGGCAGACGACGCAGCCCGCGAAGGGAACGUCGACCCUGAUGGAUGGAUGGACGGACGGAAGACAGAAAUUCAACACAUUGGUGACACACAUUGUGUGUGUUGUGUUGUGUCGCGUGCCGUGUCCCUCCCUCUUGGCUGACUUGCUCGAAAAGGAUCAUCAGUGGCAGGAAGUUGCCGAUUUGUAUUGCAAGUGUCAUCCAUGUGGUGAUGGUAAGGCCUUCCGGCAGCGUCUUGAUCAGCAGCGCAACUUGCGUCCACAAACCACUGCAGGCCAACUCAUGUGAGUGAGGCGGCAUGGUCCCCGGUGUGUGCCUUGGUGUGUGCAUGUCUGUGUGUGCGUGCGUGUGUGUGUGUGUGUUGUACUUGAUAGACACCCACGAGGAGAUGCCGAAGAGGAAGAAAGCCACGGAAACAGAGGGGAAGACUCGUGGGAGCGCUAGGGAAGGCAAGGCAUCUGCCUGGCCAUCGUCUUUCUCUUUUCCCAUUUCUGCGUCAGAGUCUUCAGAUCUCACAAGUGGUAGCGCCACCACCUUCUCAGCCUCCAUUCC
This is a messenger RNA of Vitrella brassicaformis, 3130 nucleotides long. The record is from the annotation of a GenBank genome assembly. Lineage: Eukaryota; Vitrellaceae.